ACGUUUUCCCUUUGGAGUGAACCGUUUCUGUUGCAAACCGUUAUGCAACAGAUGAGACAUUUUGCAACAGAAUCUGCGUAAUGGAUACAACACAGGCUUAGUUUUUUGAUAAAUAUUUCCAGUUGUAGAUAGUUUACUUAUCUUCAUAACGCAACAUAUUUGGUCGCCAGGCAUAAUGUCCUAUUACAGAGGUUCUGAAUCUAAGAGGGAACAAUUUCGAAGGUAUCUCGAAAAAGCGGGUGUUCUUGACACUCUCACCAAUGUGUUGGUGGCCCUAUACGAAGAGCCAGAGAAACCUAAUAAUGCUUUGGACUUUCUAAAGCAUCACCUUGGUGUGGCUGGUGUGGAGACAGCAGAUGCCGAGACCAUCCGUUUGGGGGUGUCUGAGCUACAGCAGAAGUGUGAUCUGCUCAUGGAGGAAAACAAAGAACUCAGAAAGAGGCUUCUGCAGUAUGAACCAACACCUGAGGAUGGAGCAGCGGAGUAAUGUAGUUGGUUGAAUUAUUAUUUUCACUGUUUGGAAGGGGCGCUUAAUGUAAAGCCAUCAUUUCUUUAUGUGUGUGUGUGUGUGUGUGUGUGUGUGUGUGUGUGUGUGUGUGUGUGUGUGUGUGUGUGUGUGUGUGUGUGUGUGUGUGUGUGUGUGUGUGUGUGUGAUAUAUAUAUAUAUAUAUAA
This is a messenger RNA of Oncorhynchus keta (chum salmon), 673 nucleotides long. RefSeq names its product c-Myc-binding protein-like. The record is from RefSeq and is a predicted model, not a curated record. Gene Ontology annotation, cellular component: nucleus. NCBI's taxonomy places the organism in Eukaryota, Metazoa, Chordata, Actinopteri, Salmoniformes, Salmonidae. Bases 176 to 487 code for a protein of 103 amino acids. The transcript is spliced from 5 exons. Gene Ontology annotation, biological process: regulation of DNA-templated transcription. Gene Ontology annotation, molecular function: transcription coactivator activity.